AUGGCAGAACCUCCUAUGUACAAGAACUGUAGAUGGCAGCUCCUGGGCAGCUCUGCCAAAGCCAAAGAUAUACAAAAAGAAUCCAAUGAAGAAGAUAAUAGAUUUGAGCGUGAAGAACUAUUCAAACAUAACGCUUUGCGUAAUUGUGACAAGAAAUUGGCGCUUACUAUCAAGCUUACCACGAAAUCCGCUAAUUCAGCAGAUGAGUAUGUGCCUAUUGAUCACGUGGUGGACGGGCGCAACAAGAGGCGCGUGCGGCUGCUGAACCCCUACGUACUGCGCCUGCGUCGCGACGCGCCGCUCGAAGCCUACAGGUUGACGUUUAUUGAAACUCGUCGCGACACUAAUGGAGGUCUAAAUAUAAUGGAUGACUGGGAUUCAAAGUCGGUUAUGCCUGAGCUUAGGCACGUGUUCCCGGCCAAGGUGAGCUACGCGGUUCGGCUUGCGGGAGCAGCGGCGGCGUUCUCCGCCGGAUCCAUCCUUGCGUCUUCUCAGGCCCGUGGGAGUAAUGAACAAAGGCAGGGCAAUAAGAUGGCUGAAGAUUUAGUGUCCGCGUCGCUUUUAUCAACGAGCCCACGAUUCACGCUGAAUAUGGCGCGACGCCCCUCGCACGUCACAAUCCGCCCUCGGGUGCAGUGGGUUCCAAAGACAGGGUUGAGCGCGGACGCUUUCUAUGAAGGCUUCCAUGUCUGUUUAUUGUCUGAAACGUGUAAGUACGUCGUCAACGAGACGCUAGCGGGCCCAGACUGGCUCGGCCGGACGCGCGCCGCCGGCGCGGCCUCGCGCCGCCUCGCGCGGGACCGUUCCCCGCCCCGCCGACCAGUUCUCACCACCCAGGCAACCGAUGGUAUUGGAAAAUGUGCUAAAAAUGAAAUCAUUAACAUAAGAAAGGAAACGGACAGUGCUGAUUUGAAUGACAUUAAAACGAACUGGGACUGUAAACCUCAACCACAAUGCAGAUAUAAAGAUAAUGAUUAUGUUGGUAAUUCGGAGAGAGAAUACGCUUUAUAUAAACUAGAAAACCCUGCUUUAUGGUUUUACGUUCAUGUUCAUCUGUUUGAGAAAUUAAGUACCCUUAACGGAAAAACUCUUUGGAACGACAUAACAAAAGGCGUGCCAGUCAGUGUUAGUUCGAUGUCACCGGAGUGGAGCAACUCAAACAUGAACGUGCGGUACAAGCUAGUCAAUCAUGUAGCGAGAGAAGAUUUUUUUCUACCUAAGAGUAGUUUAAGUUUAUUAGUGCCUCUAUUAGAAGAUAAUGUGAACGCUAUAUCAAACAACAUGGAUUCACUUGACGACGCCAAUUAUUUACUGGUACCAACGGAAGAUGUUUUAGAUGUGGAUAAGACUGACGAAUCAUCAAUGACUCUCGCAAAUGUUUCUUUUAAUAGUAAAAAACAGUUUCGACGAAAAGUAGUUGUGCGUGUUUCAAGAGCAUUAAACAAUGACAUGACAGACAAAUUAAGUCUCGUAAAUCAAGCAUCGGUCAAGUUCCUAACAACACGGCACCGGGGCAUACGCCAUGCUCAAGUUGAUUUGGAAGCACGAGCAGAUAACAAUCAGCUAGUUCACGAAAGUGCACCCGGCCGAAUAGCAAUUAUUGUUGCUGAUAAUACUAGAGGCAGUCGACCAACGUUGACGGUGCAAGUAACAAACACAGGUCUCUUCGUGGCGAGAUUUAGAGUACAAAUACGAGAUUGUGAUUCGGAUCUGAUGAAGCUCUCAGAAAAGCAAGAAGAGGGCAUUACCUCCGAGGCAGAGUGUUUGCCACCGCGGCACACGCGGCGCCUGCAGCUGCGUCUGCCAGAGGUCUCUCCCGGCGAGAAUCCCGAACUUCAGCACUGCACUGUUUACCUCUUAAAUGAGGACGGCGAGUCGGUCGCAGUUCGGGAUGCGCUUAUAAAGAAAGGCGAUCACUGCUACUGCGUGUGGCAUUGCGACUGCAUCUGUUACGGGGACAACCCCCGGCUGCCGUGCCGGGAGAUGUCUGCGGCGAGGCAAGACGCCGCGGGCUUGCCGGCGCGGCGCGGCGCCCGCUUCACGCGCGCUUGCCACUAUGUUGAUGUGGAAUCGAUCAACGUUGCGGUCGUUAUUAUUGGUGUUAUUGGGAUGUUACUCUUUCUCGGCCUGUUGAAAGCUCUGUUGGGGUUGGUAUGGCCGCGAGCCGGCCUGUGGGGCCUGGACUGGAUCCUCGACGACCCGAGACCUAUCGACCACUAUCGCGAGUGCUGCCUGCGCGCUCGCCAGGUGGUGUACGACGUCAAGGGCUGGCCGGUGCAUCCGGACACUCGCAAGAGGACGGUCAGAGUGGUCAGCUUACCGGUGGAGUUUAUAUUGAAUGUUGUAUUUUUUAUGGUGAUCCCUGGGUUGGUAGCAGUAGACACAUUAAAGCAUCUAGCGAAAGGCAAGUCAUGCCACGCUUCUGUAGCCGUUGACAAAAACAAUGCAAAUCUGCCCAAACGUUCGAACGAAACAAGCCGUCGUCACCAAUCGCAGGGCCACAAGCUGUUCACGCGCCGCCAGCGGCUGCCGCGACGCAAUUGGAUGACGCCCGAGGCCGAGGACCUCGCGACGACGCUGUGGAAAAAUAAUUCUAUUACACGGAAUAACGUCAAAAGUGUAUUUACUUUGGUGCAACACGGUCACCAGCGGCCUGAGUUAGGCCCUGGCCCUGGCCUUGCUUCGGAGAGCAAUUCUGAUCAAGAAGACACAGCCUUUGUUCUCAUGCGCAUGAAAGAGAGUUCAGAGUCACUUGCUAGAAACCAAGUCAAAUUCGACACUACUUCUUACUCACCAAUGGACGCUACAGACCACGAGACAGCCACGCAGCCAGCUCCAGCUGCCAAGGAAAAUUUAAAUCAGCCUUAG
Messenger RNA from Cydia fagiglandana, 2868 nucleotides. RefSeq lists its product as uncharacterized. The record is from RefSeq and is a predicted model, not a curated record. Bases 1 to 2868 code for a protein of 955 amino acids. The transcript is spliced from 19 exons. Lineage: Eukaryota; Metazoa; Arthropoda; Insecta; Lepidoptera; Tortricidae.